Messenger RNA from Botrytis deweyae, 1413 nucleotides. RefSeq lists its product as uncharacterized. The record is from RefSeq and is a predicted model, not a curated record. Lineage: Eukaryota; Fungi; Ascomycota; Leotiomycetes; Helotiales; Sclerotiniaceae. The transcript has 2 exons. Bases 1 to 1413 code for a protein of 470 amino acids.
AUGGGUCAACUUAUUCACGAUUCGUCGCUCUGCGAUAGAGCCAAGCGAUGCAUCGAUAAUAAGCCAGAUUGCUCAAGUUCUCAACAUGAUCGAAAGCGUGUUCGUUUGAGCAAUGAAAUUCAAGGACCACCUGUGGGCGGGUCUAUUAGUUCAACUGUUCCCAGACAAUAUACCCUCGUUGAAGCUGCCUCAAACCCAUCUCCCAGUGAUGGAUAUUUCCCUGUUCAAAGUGCUCCCAAUCGAGAUGUUGCAACAUACCAAAAUUUCAUCAACUAUACAUUUGUCCCUAUUCCAGAAUCUGCCCGUCAAGAUGCUGCUAACCAAGCUGUCCCAAACCGAAGUCGCAUCUAUACAUUUGUUCCAAUACAAAUUGUUUCCGAUGAAAAUGUCGCUAGUCCAACUGCCUCAGAUGCCUCUAGCCAGACUACCUUAGAACAAGCUAUCUCCAACUCUCGUCAAGCUACGACUGUUGAUCAAAUCAACCAAGCUGACACUGAUAAAGCCCUCGUCAAUGAAUUUGCCACUGUGCUAGCUAUAGCCAGUCAAAUUCCCCGCCAUCAAGCUGCCGCCAUUCAGAGACCUGUCAGAUUCACAGUCAAUCAGUCAAUGGCACCCUCCCCUGGGACUCUCUUUCUUCAGAUAAUGACAAUGGGUCGGGAGCGUGAAUUAUUAAGGCGGUGGGAACCUUCGGAUUAUGCUCAUAUCAGGAUAAAUGAGAUCUCUUUCACACUGGGAGAUGACUCAGAUAAUCAACCAAUAACCGCUAAUCAAACUGCUACUCGUUUGACCGAUCAAGCUUUCGCCGAUCAAGCUCUCGUCAAUCGAGUUAUCACAGAGUUAGCUGCCAUUCAUCCUCUUACCGGCACUCCCAAUCAAGUAACCGCGGGUUUCUUCGUGAUGCUCUACUCUCGAAUGUUCCACGCAGGUGGAAUUCGACGUGAAACGGUGAGACGUUGGAUUCAAUCAGGCAAUGCCCGUUUACCCGUAAAUAUAGAAGUUCCAAGAUUUGCGGUUGCAUCAGUUCAGAAUCCAAAUGGGGCAGAAAUCGCCGCACAACCGACGAUCCAACUAGAGCGACAGUCAAUACCAUUAUCUCAGCAAGAGCAUCUGAAUGAUUCCAACCUGCGCCACAAUCGGGAGGGACCUGUGGCCGUUGAACGAUUAUGGGACGAAGAUCAAGACUCUGACGCUGUAAUUUUGUUUCCUAACAACCCAUAUCUACGCAGUUUUACAAGUGAAGAAACGUAUACUCAAAUAUUAGGGAUGGAUGAUGCGUCUUCUGAUGAUGAACGCCGCAGAGAGAUGAGCAAUCGUGGACGAAGAAAUGCCAUUCAAUUUGGGAGGAGUCCAAUAUCUCCAGGCAACAACGCCACUAUUACUUAUUCUGGACCUCCAAAUGUUGAUACUUCAUAG